AUUCACCCCCGAAUUCCUUUCCUUUUUGGCCGUUGCUGCUUUCGAGGUGUCCUUCUUGACACUCCGUGUGACAACACUACACUCCAAGAAACCACAACAGAGAGUGAAAGUAAGUGUCACCAUGUGGCAACAAGUAAAGCAGCUGGUCGGAUUAUCAAAACCUCCCACAAAGCGCUUGGCGUCCUCUGCCACUCCAUGCUCGGAACUGUACGACCUAGUCUUGGAUAUGGAUUGGACGAGCGUUAUCCGGCAUUGCCGAGAUAAUCCCGAAGAUGCCAGAUUCCAAGAAGGCGAUGGACUGGAAUCUCCUCUCUACCUGGCUUGCCAAUGGAAUCCUCCCGUCAAUGCCGUUAAAGCAUUGAUCCGUGCCAACCCAGACGCUCUUCUGUGGACCAGCCGAGAACACCGCGACUUGCCGUUGCACAUGAUUUGUCGAUCUCCUGCCACAAGCCCCGAGUUGGUCCGAGAAAUGCUACGGACACAUCCGGAAUCGGCAUGCCAUGCGACCAAGUACGGAAAGACAGCCUUGUGGGUACUCUGCGAAUAUUCUCAGCCAGACUGCAUGAAGGCGUCUGAUAAUGUCAGCAAUAGACCGUUUACACUGGAACAGCAUGAACAGAUCCAGGCGUUUUGGGAAAAGAUUGAAAUUGUUGUUGAAGCCGUGGCCAAGAGUCGACAACAUUCCUGGCCAGCGCGUCAAGAAACACAACAGGAGGACAAUGUCGGAAUGCUCUACAGAGUCCAUGGAUUAGUCUCCCUGGGAGCUCUGGGAUGUCCAAUUCGGGUCUUGGAAUACAUUUGCGACAAGUAUCCACAACAGUUGCGUGUACGAGAUGAAAGUGGUCAAUUGCCACUCCAUUUGGCAGUGGGACCAACUCAGUGGUCACCCAGUGGGAUCCGCAAAUACAAACCACGCGAACAAGCCAUUAUCCAGCUUUUAUUACGGCAAUAUCCAGAAGCAGCACUAGUCCGUUUACAUUCCAUGUGGGAUUACUAUGACAAAGAAACUGGGAAACGAAGAGAGGAUUGCAGCAGUAGCGACAAAGGCGCCAUGGACAAAGAGGGACGGUAUCCAUUACACAUUGCCUUGGCCAAUCGACACACCUGGAAAGGCGGUGUCCAAGAAUUGUUCCUGGCGGCGCCUCGAGUUGUGGCCAUCAAAGACCCCGUCACACAACUCUAUCCUUUUCAACUGGCGGCCAUCCCCAUUCGCGAAAACUUGGCGGUCGACGCUGGAACCAUUGUGGAACUGUUGCGGCAACGACCAGACUUGAUUGCACUGUGUUGUGCCGAGAGCAGAGCCGCUGCGGAAACUCAAAAUGCUGCAGGCGACAAUCAUCACGGUUGUGCCAGUCGGAGCAAUGAAACCCAACCUGUGGAACCAGUUGUGGAUCGUGGUGAUGAGUUGGCAAUAAGCUGCCGUUCAGCAAGGCGAUAUUCGUCGUCGACGACGUCCUCCUUACACUUGUCUCGACAGGAAGACGAAAGCACAAUGCUGUUUGGUUUGGGGGUUGUGGCGGCUGUUGGAGCUGGCCUCUGGUAUUGGAAGCAUGCUCACACGCACUAUACUGAUGAAGCCACAGAGGUUGUGGCUUCCACUAGCUAGCUAGCCAGUGUUAGCGAGUUGUCACACCUUUUGCUACGUGUCAGCCAGUUUUGUACAGGAGAUAACAGUGUCCAUAUCAUAUCGUAUCAUUAAUACUAGACAAUCAAUGUUUUCAUUC
Seminavis robusta is the source of this 1724-nucleotide messenger RNA. Lineage: Eukaryota; Bacillariophyta; Bacillariophyceae; Naviculales; Naviculaceae. The record is from the annotation of a GenBank genome assembly.